AUGCAGCUUCAGCUCGUAUCCAGCGAAGCUUUCAACGUCGUACCGUCCCCACAAGCAAAAUUGCGACCCAUGCGCGACUUUGAAGCAGCUAAUGGUAUGCUUCCCGCGUCCCGUCGCGCCGAACUUUCACGUCGACGCCACUGUGUGGAUUUUGAUCACGAAUGUCUCGAGCUAUGUCAAGCCUUCCACACUGCACCUGAGCCUUUAGCAUUCGAAUCACUUCCAUGCAACUCAAGUCCCACUUCAAUUCUGCGCACCCGAUCGACAUCAGCUUCUGUGCCGGUUAACAUGUUGCCAAGGACUUUGGAACUUAGCACCGUUCGUAGCGAACAUAGCAAGGAGAAGCACUUCAAGGCAAAAAAAAAAGUAUCAUUUUUGCAGAUGGAGCCUGAGCAAGAGUUCGAGCAUAGUCUUCAGAAGCCAUGCAGCUGCACAUGUUUGAAACCUAUCGAGAUUGUUAAGGAAACGCCGCCAUCCAUUCACGCCAUUUGCAGGAGAGCAGAUCGACAGGCUCUUAAGCAUCUGUUGAGUUUCUAUUCUGGUGCGAAUCUCAUUCAGCUCGUCAACUCUAGUUGUACGUGUGGCCGCACGCCACUUGAAGUAGCAUGUGAAGCAGGCGACAUUAACAUAGUAAAGCUUCUGCUUAAGCGCCAUGCCGACCCAAACAGCGCAGGUAACACUGUAGCUGGAGGUAAUCUGACGUUGUCCAAUCAUAUCCGCAACCACAGGAGACGUAGUAUUGAUAAUAUACACAAGCAAAAGCAGCGGACUUGCCUAGGUAUUGCCAGCAAGAGCCGCAAGUCGGACAUCAUGGAAUUAUUAAUGCAGUAUGGCGCACGAAUUGAUGAGGAAGCAGUCGUGAUUGCUGCACGUCAUGGCCAUGAAGAUGUGAUUCGCACACUUGUUAAGUUUGCUAAUGCUGAUGCCAAGAAGAAGGCCAAUCCAGUGCAUCAGCUUUUCCACAAGAAGGGAGCCGUGGUAACCGAGCGCAUCUAUGUUCCAUUAAUCUCAAGCUCGCUGUUACUGAAAGCAUGCUCUGCAGCGGCAAUGGCUAACUCAAAGCUUAUUUACAUUCUUUUGGGUGAAGGCAAGACCGCUAUUUCCAAGCAAAAUGUGAUACAGUGUGCACUCGACGCUAUUUACGUUUUAGAUUACCGCCUGGUUAAGUGCUUGACAACGAUGUACGACUCUCGGCUUUUGAUUGAUGCUUGCGACAAGAUGUCAAAGAGUAGUCUGCUGCAUGCGGCAGUGAAGAUCGGCAGCGCCGAGAUUGCUCUGUUAUUAAUCGAGCUUGGUGCCGAUGUGCAUGCAAAAGACGGCAGUGGUGUUCCACCUCUAUAUUUGGCCUGUGCUCGUGGACAAGAAUUUGUGGUACGGACAUUGAUAGAGAAAGGAGCCAAGUGCGCAGCUGUGGGUCCUAGUGGUGAGACACCACUACAUAUCGCUGCUCAGGAGAACCAGCUCGCGUGUGUGAAGUUGCUACUAGAUGUUGGCAACGUCCAUGUGGAUGAGGUGACACAUGAUCGGUGCACGGCACUUCAUCUUGCAUCUCAACGAGGCAACACAGCAGUUGCAGAAUAUCUACUUGAUCACGGAGCUGACGUAGACGCCAUGACGGUAAAUAACGAGUCGCCUUUGCUCAAGGCCAGUCGCAUGAGUCAAUUCGAGACCGUCAAGCUACUUUUAUCUCGAAAUGCUAGAACUAAGCCUGGUUUAACGUCAAGUACAUCCGAGCAACAAUUGGCAGUCACUGGCGGGAUGUCGUCAUCGCUCAACUUACAAGACUCAGAUGCGCGGGUGUUUCGAAGGCGAUCAUGGUCAUCGUCUGAUACGAGCACGCAGCGCAAGGGCAGCAAGGAAAACGAGUCAAUUCUCAUUGCUAAGCCCAGUACACAUACAUCACUGAAACACUGGCUUCGCUCUGUGCUUCAUAACUGA
This is a messenger RNA of Plasmopara halstedii, 1938 nucleotides long. RefSeq names its product Ankyrin. Gene Ontology annotation, cellular component: cytoplasm; nucleus. The record is from RefSeq and is a predicted model, not a curated record. NCBI's taxonomy places the organism in Eukaryota, Oomycota, Peronosporomycetes, Peronosporales, Peronosporaceae. The transcript has a single exon. The coding region runs from base 1 to 1938 and encodes 645 amino acids. Gene Ontology annotation, molecular function: protein binding.